ACAUACGAGAUGAUCACAGAAGCUAGUGACGGCAAUGGGUUCCAGUUUGUUGUGUCUUACCACUUUGAGUCGAACGUGCGAGCGGGAGGUGAUCGGAGUCACCCAGCACGAGUUAAACGGCUGGCUCAGGAAACAGUCACUCUGUCCACGUCACUACCCACUGUCAUUCAGCAGUUCUGUGUUUGUCCGGUGCGACGCCGACCGAUUAGACAUUAUGAAGGUGUUGAUAACCGGACCAGCGGAGACACCGUAUGCCAACGGUUGCUUCGAGCUAGAUGUGUACUUCCCACCCGACUACCCCAACUCCCCUAUGCUAAUUAACCUAGAGACAACAGGCCACCACACGAUUACGCUUCAAUCCUAA
Homalodisca vitripennis (glassy-winged sharpshooter) is the source of this 364-nucleotide messenger RNA. Its product is annotated as baculoviral IAP repeat-containing protein 6-like. Gene Ontology annotation, molecular function: ubiquitin conjugating enzyme activity; cysteine-type endopeptidase inhibitor activity. Bases 35 to 364 code for a protein of 109 amino acids. Gene Ontology annotation, biological process: negative regulation of apoptotic process. The record is from RefSeq and is a predicted model, not a curated record. NCBI's taxonomy places the organism in Eukaryota, Metazoa, Arthropoda, Insecta, Hemiptera, Cicadellidae. Gene Ontology annotation, cellular component: nucleus. The transcript has 2 exons.